ACUUCAAUGGCGCGUUAAUAAGCUAAUGAUGCAAAUGCAGUUCCUGUUUCGAUCAUAGAUUUUAUAUAUGUAUAUCAGUAAUCUAAUUCAUUUACUAUGUCGACGCCUAAGGAUAAUACUGAAGUUGUGCGCAUGUUGCGGGAAGUAAAAAACUCAAUUUGGAAAUCUGUAACUCCGAUGAAAGUCAAUAGGCCUUUUAAUGAAUACAUCUCAAAUCUGUCUUCUUCAUCCUCUAGUAUUAACAAAAGUUUACCUUCUGUAGCAACAAGAUUACAAUUUAGUAGUAUGGAUGAGUCUCAGAUAUUUCCUGAGACUUCUAAAUUUUCAACUUUUAAAACUCCAGAUGCUAUGGAAAGAAAGUUGAGAAAUGCAGAAGUUGAACUCCAGGCAUCAAAAGCUAAGCUAUCGGAACGGGAAUCUUACAUCAGUGUAAUGGAGCCUGCUAAUAAAAAGCUUUGCUUGAGCUUAGAGACUAAAUUAGAUAAAUAUAGGAAACAAAGUGAGUUUGAUGCUAGAAAAAUUGAAGAAUUGGAAGGAAAGUUAAGAUGGGCCAAAAAGCAAACAGAAUGUGCAAAAAGUCAGGUUCUUGAAGUUGAACGGAAAAAGAAAAUUGAACUUGACAAAAUGGAAUUUAAAAUAGUAGCAUUACAACAAGAAUGUAGUAAUUUAAAAGUUGAAUUGGUGGACCUAAAAAGUGAGAAAACAGAAACUGUGCGAAAACUGCGUUCUGAACUGGGGAGACUUGAACUGAAAGUUGAUAUGUUGACUACUGAAGCUGAGAAAUCCAAAGAGUAUAUUGAAAGUCUUAAAAGAAAAAAUACUGAAAUGGCUGAAAAAAUUGCACUUUGUGACACUUAUCAGCAGGAGCUUAGGGAAGCUGAAGAUAAAAUAAAAGCAUUAGAAAAUAAAAUUGAAGCAGAUAAAGAUGCUUCUUUGAUAGUGUCAAGUCGACAAUCUGAUUUGAAAUUGCUUGUUGAUUUACGAAAAGAAAAUCAACUUUUGAAAGAAGAGCUUAGUAAUUACAAGGAGAAUAAUGUACCACUGAUUCAAGAAAAAUUGUGGAGCCUUGAAGAAAAAUUGGUUCAAGCUGAAAAGAAAAGUAUUGCACUAGCCAAAGUUCAAGUAGAGAAUGAGCAGUUGAAAGAACGAAUUAGACAAUGGGAAGAGUUAUUCGAUGACAAAUCAACAACUUACAA
Molecule: messenger RNA, 1196 nt
Organism: Stegodyphus dumicola
Lineage: Eukaryota; Metazoa; Arthropoda; Arachnida; Araneae; Eresidae
Product: mitotic spindle assembly checkpoint protein MAD1-like
Biological process (GO): attachment of mitotic spindle microtubules to kinetochore; mitotic spindle assembly checkpoint signaling
Cellular component (GO): mitotic spindle; kinetochore; nuclear envelope
Source: RefSeq, a predicted model, not a curated record